Messenger RNA from Hibiscus syriacus, 1886 nucleotides. Its product is annotated as glucan endo-1,3-beta-glucosidase 4-like. NCBI's taxonomy places the organism in Eukaryota, Viridiplantae, Streptophyta, Magnoliopsida, Malvales, Malvaceae. The coding region runs from base 151 to 1635 and encodes 494 amino acids. Gene Ontology annotation, biological process: carbohydrate metabolic process. Gene Ontology annotation, cellular component: plasma membrane. Gene Ontology annotation, molecular function: hydrolase activity, hydrolyzing O-glycosyl compounds. The record is from RefSeq and is a predicted model, not a curated record. The transcript has 4 exons.
AUUUUCUUUGUUCCAUAAAUUCUUAGUAUUUGCCAACCAUUGUCUGCUAUAUCUGAUUCUUUUAUUUUCUGAACAUCUUAGUAUUUAAGCCCCGGCUGAGAGUUAACAGCACAAGACAGUUCAUUUAAGUUGGCAUUUGUUUAUGAUCAGAUGAUUCCUGACAGAUGUUUUGGAAGCUUGCUUCUGGUUCUAAUUGGCAUGUUUUCCAAUGUUAUAGGUGCAUUUGUCGGGGUAAACAUAGGCACUGAUGUUUCCAGCAUGCCGUCAGCUUCAGAUGUCGUUUCCAUCAUCAGAGCCCAUCAAAUCACUCACGUACGACUCUAUGACGCUGACUCUCACAUGCUGAAAGCCCUAGCUGGCAGUGGGAUUGAAGUAAUAGUCGGUGUGACGAAUGAGGAAGUCCUAGGAGUCGGACAAUCGGCAUCAACAGCAGCAGCGUGGGUCAACAAAAAUGUUGCAUCCUACGUGCCUGCAACCAACAUUACAGCCAUUGCUGUUGGCAGUGAGGUUCUUUCCUCAGUCCCUCGUGUUGCACCGGUUUUAGUUUCUGCUAUGAACAACCUCCAUAAAGCUCUUGUUGCUUCUGAUCUGAAUUUUCAUGUUAAAGUCUCGAGCCCCCAGUCCUUGGACAUCAUCCCCAAGCCUUUCCCUCCAUCUACUGCUGUCUUUAAUUCCUCACCGAACUCUACAAUAUACCAGCUUCUUCAGUUUUUGAAGAACACCAACUCCUAUUACAUGUUAAAUGCGUAUCCCUAUUAUGGUUUCACUAAUGGAAAUGGCAUAUUUCCAAUUGAUUAUGCACUUUUCAAACCUCUCCCCUCCGUCAAACAAAUUGUUGACCCGAACACUCUCUUCCACUAUAACAGCAUGUUUGAUGCGAUGGUUGAUGCAACCUAUUAUUCUAUGGAUGCUCUCAACUUUUCUGGGAUCCCCAUUGUUGUCACAGAAACAGGAUGGCCUUCUCAAGGUGGAGCCAAUGAACCUGAUGCGACUGUGGAAAAUGCUGGGACAUUCAUUAAUAACUUGAUCCAGCGGGUUUCAAAUAAUUCGGGUCCGCCCAGUCGGCCGAAUAUUCCCAUAAAAACAUACAUUUACGAAUUGUUUAACGAAGACAAGAGACCUGGGCCUGUCUCCGAGAAGAACUGGGGGAUGCUUUCUACGAACGGCACCACAGUUUUUCCUUUGAGUUUGAGUGGUUCUACUCAGACUAUGGGAAAUGCUACCGCAGUUUUCUGUGUGGCGAAAGACAACUCCAGUGAAGAUAAGUUGCAAGAUGGACUUAACUGGGCAUGUGGGCAAGGACAGGCCAACUGCAGUGUUAUACAAUCCGGGCAGCCAUGUUAUCUCCCAAAUAGCAUCAAGAACCAUGCAUCUUAUGCUUACAAUGAUUAUUAUCAAAAAAUGCGUAGUGUUGGCGGGACAUGUGAUUUCGAUGGGACAGCCACAGUUACCACUAAUGAUCCAAGUUACAGGUCCUGCAUAUUUACGGGAAGUUCUAAUUCAAGCGCUGGCAGAGGGCUUUUUCCUGCCGGAGAUUUCGGUCCUGUAAGUCCACUGGGAGAGGGUCCAAAGCUUUCGGUAUGGAAGAUUCAGUUUGCAAUCUCAACGGCUUGUCUUUUCGUAAUCUUGCUCUAACAUUGGAAACUUCGUUGGGGUCGAAGAUCAUUACGCAAUGAAAUCUGCGACCAACGAACCAUGAUAACGGAUUGUUAUUUUUGAUCUUUUACGAAUCAUGGUGGCAUUCACUUGUUCAUCUUUGACCAUUAUUGCUUACUCUUUCAGUUAUCUGCUGUUGUUCAAUGGUAGCAGUAGGCUGCCAUUUCUAGCCAUGAAAUUUUAGGGAACUUGGAUUUUGUUUUCUUCAUUUUUAUAUUUAUUCAAUGUUA